Molecule: messenger RNA, 789 nt
Organism: Colletotrichum graminicola M1.001
Lineage: Eukaryota; Fungi; Ascomycota; Sordariomycetes; Glomerellales; Glomerellaceae
Product: short chain dehydrogenase
Exons: 2
Coding region: 1-789 (262 amino acids)
Molecular function (GO): oxidoreductase activity, acting on the CH-OH group of donors, NAD or NADP as acceptor
Source: RefSeq, a predicted model, not a curated record
AUGGCUCCUGUGGACAACGAGAUCAAGGGCAGAUUGGCCUUGGUCACCGGUGCCUCUGGUGGCAUUGGAGGAGGUUGUGCCAAGGAGCUCUUCGCCCACGGCGCUCGGCUAGCCCUCACGUGUUCAUCCGACCGCACUUACAACAAGAUCACAGAGCUUGCUUCGUUGUUGAAGAGCUCUGUCGAGGAAGACGUUAAGAUAACUUGUCAUAUCGUAGACAUGUCCUCCGCCAAAGCCAUCGAGGAGCUCUUUGGCCAAAUCAAAGCCGAACACGGCCAAACCCCCGACAUUCUCGUCGCCAACGCCGGUACAGCGGGCUUCGGCAACAAAGCCAACCCCUAUCUCGAGAACAUCUCCCUCGAAGAGUUCGACUUCACCAUCAACAUCAACCUGCGGGCCUCCUUCCUUCUGUGCAAGCUGGCCAUCCCGCACAUGGCCGCCCAACACUGGGGCCGUGUCGUCUUCGUGUCGUCCAUCUCCGCCAUUGGCGGUGGCAUUAACGGCUGCCACUACGCCGCCAGCAAAGCAGGCCUGACGGGCAUGAUGAGGAACCUGGCAUCCAAGCACGCCAAGGACGGAAUCACACUGAACGAUGUCGCGCCGGCCAUGAUUGGUGACACGGGCAUGAUUCCUGACGAGAAACGUGUCGAGGGCACCCCCGGUGAUGUGAAGAACAUCCCUGUUGGGAGGCUUGGGACGCCACAGGAGUGUGCGAAUGUUGUCAUGAUGCUGUGCAAAACCGGCUACUUGACGGGGCAGAGUAUCUUGCUGAGCGGUGGUCUGAAAUGA